AUGCAUGUAUAUAUUUGUCUAUAUUAUGGAUGACAAGAUUAACAUUACCUACAUAACUCUGUCUGGGUAUGUAGAUCUGAACAGAUACAGAUACUUUUACUUUUUCGUUGUACUCACUGUGUACAUCUUAACAGUCUGCAGCAAUGCUACUAUUCUGUAUCUCAUCUGGAUUCACAAAAACCUCCAUGAGCCGAUGUACAUCUUCAUCGCAGCUUUGCUGUUUAACGGUCUUCUUUACAGCACCAACAUUUACCCAAAGCUUUUGAUCGACUUCUUAUCUGAAAAACCCAUCAUAUCGUAUUCAGCUUGUCUUUUUCAAUUCUUCAUGUUUUAUUCUUUCGGCGGCUCAGAGUUCCUCCUGCUAGCAGCCAUGGCCUUCGACAGAUAUGUGGCCAUAUGUAAACCUCUGAGGUAUAGAAAUAUAAUGAAAAGAAGUACUGUCAGUGCUUUCCUGAUCAUAGCUUGGUUUGUGGCUGUUUUUUUUCCUAUAGUGCUAGCAGUGCUGAGCUAUCAAGCUAAAUUAUGUACAUUUAACUUGGAAGGAAUAUUUUGUAACAACACUAUUUAUGCCCUUCAGUGUGUGAGAUCAACAGCACUCACUGUGUUUGGGAUUGUUGCUUUUUCAAAUGUUGUAGUGCUUCCUAUGCUCUUCACUACCUUCACGUAUGCAAACAUAUUUAGAAUAUCUUACCGCAGCUCUAAGCAGUCCAGGAAAACAACAGUAGAGACCUGCGUGCCUCACCUGCUGGUUCUGACCAGCUACUUCUGUUUGAUGACGUACGAUGUAGUUAUAGCCCGAGUUCAGUCCGAUUUCCCCAGAAUUGCACGAUUCAUAAUGACGAUGCAGAUAUCCCUGUAUCACCCUUUGUUUAACCCGUUCAUUUAUGGUUUUAAAAUGAAGGAAAUUAAUAAACAUUUAAAGAAGCUCUUCUUCAGUGCCACCAAAAAAACAAGUCAGCAGUAAUUUAGCAACAUGUUUGCCUUCUAGUCAUUUUACUGUAUCUCAGUUCGGUGUUGAAAAUGUAAUUAUCAUAAUUUGGAUGUUCGUAGAUUCAUUUGAGCUGUGUUUACUGUCUCAGUGACUAAAUCAUCAAAAGUUUUGUUGAGUAGUCUAAUUGUUUCUGUGAUUAAAAUAGUUUUCAACACAGCAGCUAACAGAGUAAAUGUUUGGGUUUUCUGUCAGACUGUCAGUUAUGCAAACAGCAUCAAAAAUGCUACAUGUCAGAUCGGUUCUGAAAAUAACACCAGCAGAUUCACAUUCUGAACAUUAAAAAAAAUCUAAAUAGCCAAAGGAAAAGACUUGUUAGGUAAACUAUGUUCAUAUUUCAUAAUUGUUGGAUUUUUCCAAAAAGGGUUUUUAUUUCCGUAGCUGAAUUCACUAAUGAAACACAUUACAUAGUUUAAUUACACACAAAAAAUUAUCAAAAGUGUUUAUUACCAGCUUAAAGGUUGUUGU
Molecule: messenger RNA, 1456 nt
Organism: Poecilia latipinna (sailfin molly)
Lineage: Eukaryota; Metazoa; Chordata; Actinopteri; Cyprinodontiformes; Poeciliidae
Product: olfactory receptor 6N2-like
Exons: 1
Coding region: 5-964 (319 amino acids)
Biological process (GO): detection of chemical stimulus involved in sensory perception of smell; G protein-coupled receptor signaling pathway
Cellular component (GO): membrane
Molecular function (GO): olfactory receptor activity; G protein-coupled receptor activity; odorant binding
Source: RefSeq, a predicted model, not a curated record